AUGGAAUUAUGGAAAUAUAAUAUUUAACAAUUAAUCUUUGUUGUAUUGUUGGCGCAGUAUCGCCGCUUGAUCUGAUCUCUCCCUUUCGCCUAAUCCAAUCUAUCCCGGCCUGCUCCGGCGCCGAUCAUAUUUUCCGGCAACCAGAAGAAGAGAUCGAGAGGGAGAGAGUCGCAUCAAUAUCAUACAAUUUGCCCACAAAUGCAUUAUCAAAAACCCACAAUCUCUGUAUGCAUGUAUUAUAUUUUCAAUCUCUAUCUAGGUUUGAUUUGAAACAUUCACGUUCUUAUUGGGGUUUUCAUUUAGGACAUCUUCUCCCAUCUCCAUGCAAGCAUGCAUGAGAAACGAAUUUGAUGUUACGUAAGAGGGGUAAUUGAUGCAUGCAGAAUUGUUGCAUUUACGUACGUUACGUAGAAAAGAAUGUGUCAGCCAUCAAAUGCGGCGGCACCACCUCCCGGAGAUCUACCAUCACCAACCUUCGACCGCCGAAUUGUCGACCUGAAUGCGCCGACCGUCCGACUAUAUCAAGUGUGGAAAGGAAGUAACAAUUUCAUAUUUGGGGGCAGACUCAUAUUUGGUCCAGAUUUCAGAUCAAUAUCUUUCACGCUAUUCUUGAUUUUGGUUCCACUACUCUUGUUUUGCGUUUUCGUUUCAAGAGGGCUUAUUAAUAAACUCCCUCAUCCAAUAGGUCAUAUUCUCCUAGCACUAGCACUUGUCUUCACCACCUAUAUAAUCGUUCUUCUUUUCGUCACGUCGGGAAGAGAUCCGGGAAUAAUUCCCCGAAACUCCCACCCGCCGGAGCCAGAUGAUGAACUGGACACCUCUAGUAUCUCCACAGAUUGGGCGGGGAGUCAGAGUGGUAUGAGUUUACCUCCAACAAAGAGUGUUAUAGUGAAUGGGAUAGUUGUGAGGGUAAAGUACUGUCAAACAUGCAUGUUGUACCGCCCCCCACGUUGCUCUCAUUGUUCUAUAUGUAAUAAUUGUGUUGAACGGUUUGAUCACCACUGCCCAUGGGUGGGACAAUGCAUUGGAAAGAGAAAUUAUCGACACUUUUUCAUGUUUGUUUCUUCUACAACUCUCUUGUGUCUAUACAUUUUUACUUGUUGUUGUAUAAGCAUUAGGCUGGUAAUGAGAGCGGAAAAUUGCUCUUUUUGGAGGGCUUUUGCCAAAUCACCUUAUUCGGGAAUUCUUAUCAUAUAUACAUUUAUCGUUUCUUGGUUCGUUGGAGGUCUCACUUCAUUUCACAUAUACUUGAUCCUCACCAAUCAGACAACGUAUGAAAACUUUCGAUACCGCUAUGAAAGGAAGAUGAAUCCCUACAAUGUUGGAAUUGCUGAGAAUUUUAGAGAAAUAUUUUGCUCUAGAAUACCAAAAUCCAAGAACAACUUUCGUGCUAAGGUGAAAGUGGAAUUCCCUUCAAUCUUCAACACUUCCACCUACCCAAGCCGAUCAAUGAGCCCAGAGAUGCCCAACAUGAGCCAUAACAUAGAGAUUGAAAAAAGGAAAGGAGUUGCCAAUGAUGAAUUUGAAGACUUACAAAGGCAAAUAAAUAGGAGCAUUGGUGACUUAGAGAGAUGUGAACCUCAACCUAAGCGUAGUAAUAAAAGGAACCACAAAUUUACUUGGGAGAGAAGUCCUGGUUCACAUGUAAUGGAUGAAGAGUGAGGAUUUAGUUUCUUGGGAGUAAGAGUAAUGAAUGAAACAUUAUAUGAACAAAGUGCACAAUAUGAGAGACAUUCUUUUUUUCUAAAAUAU
This is a messenger RNA of Cuscuta europaea, 1752 nucleotides long. NCBI's taxonomy places the organism in Eukaryota, Viridiplantae, Streptophyta, Magnoliopsida, Solanales, Convolvulaceae. The record is from the annotation of a GenBank genome assembly.